Messenger RNA from Nerophis ophidion (straightnose pipefish), 4782 nucleotides. RefSeq names its product PDZ and LIM domain 5b (gene pdlim5b). Gene Ontology annotation, cellular component: adherens junction; stress fiber; Z disc. Gene Ontology annotation, biological process: actin cytoskeleton organization; heart development; muscle structure development. Lineage: Eukaryota; Metazoa; Chordata; Actinopteri; Syngnathiformes; Syngnathidae. The transcript is spliced from 13 exons. Gene Ontology annotation, molecular function: muscle alpha-actinin binding; actin binding. The record is from RefSeq and is a predicted model, not a curated record. The coding region runs from base 228 to 2027 and encodes 599 amino acids.
AUUCAGCCGUAAAACAAGCCUAAGCCUGUCGCUGUAGCCCGGGGCCACUCACCUCUCUCUCUCGCCCUUUCUCUCUCUCGCUGCUGUGAGCCCUCCUACCGGCAUGCUUGCAUGCGGAAGUCCCAGUUCCGCUCACUCAGUCCGGAGCUGAGAACCGACAGCCUCCUCGUCUCUCUCCUCCACCACCGAGCACCGGCAGACAGCGGCGUCGCAAGGCAAGGUGAAUCAUGAGCUACAGCGUCACCCUGGCUGGUGCAGCUCCAUGGGGCUUCAGGCUGCAAGGAGGGAAGGACUUUGGCGUUCCCCUCACCAUUUCACGGCUGACGGACGGCGGCAAAGCAGCCCGAGCCAAGAUGAGUGUGGGAGACGUCAUUCUGUCCAUAAAUGGCAUCUCCACUGAGAGCAUGAAUCACCUCGAGGCCCAGAACAAGAUUAAAGCCUGUGCUGGCAAUCUCAGCCUAACUUUACAAAGAUCAUCGAGUGCUGCCGACGGAGGUCUGAAGGACGAACCUCAAGAAAUCAUUAAGCCCGUCCCCAUCACCCACUCGGCCCCCAGCUCCACCUUCACCAAGCCCUCGAGUCAGCCCGCGUACAACAAGACCGCCCGGCCCUUCGGGGGCGACCGAGGUGCGCCCACUCCCACCUCUGUCGCCUCCAUCCCCUCUGAAUCCUCCGCUUUCACGCCGGCCGCCGCCUCGCAACCGCCACCCCCCCCGUUCCCGCUCAAGUCCAGCCUCACAGCGCCACACUCUUCCCCCGCUCGCUCCACCAUCAGCUCCCCGUCCUCCGUCUCCUCCUCCUCCUCCUCCUCCUCGUCCAACGCCUCCUCGCCAGCCAGAGUGACAGCCCCCUCCUCCCAUGCCACUGUCCCGCAGUCGUCCGUCUAUAACACCCCCAUCAACCUCUACUCCAACCUCAACGCCGUGGAAGUGGCCAUGGGGCAGAGGCGAGGCCUUCUGGAGAGCCAAGGUCUUCCGGAGCAUUCUAACGGGAAAGACUUUGAGUUGCUUCAUGCGGCCGCCCUUAAUGAGGCCAGCAAGAAGAGACUAAUGGAGGACACGGAGGACUGGCAACCGAGAACCGGGACCUCUCAGUCGCGCUCCUUCAAGAUCCUGGCCCAGCUCACCGGCACGGAAAAUGAGGAAGGUCCCGACAACAAUGGAAAGAACAACGCCGUGGAUAAAACCUCUCCCGCCGUGCACGCCUCGCCUGCGGACAAAUCCUAUUCCAAAGCCACGCCCCCUCGGAACGGCAACGUCGUGGCCCCCCCGGCAUUCAAGACCCCCGCGGCCCAGAACAAGCCCUCCUUCCAGCUCAAGGGUCUAACCAGCAUGGCAGGCUUCCCUAAAGGAGGUGCUGCUCCUUCGUUUGGCAAAGUUACCAACCCUCUGCUUAAAGGCCCGGAUCGACCGGUCCCUCAACCACAUCCCGAGGACCUCAACACCCUGGUGCAGCGAGCCGAGCACAUCCCGGCCGGGACUCGAACCCCCAUGUGCAACAAGUGCAAUAAAGUCAUCAGGGGUCCCUUCCUGGUGGCCAUGGGGAUGUCCUGGCACCCCGAGGAGUUUGACUGCGCCCACUGCCACGCCUCCCUGGUGGACCGUGGGUUUGUGGAGGAGAAGGGCAAGGUGCACUGCGAGAACUGCUACGAGCAGUUCUUCGCUCCCAGUUGCGCCCUCUGCCAACAGAAGAUACUCGGGGAGAUCAUCAACGCGCUGAAGCAGACCUGGCACGUGUCGUGUUUCGUGUGCGUGGCGUGUCAGCAGCCGAUCAGGGGCAACACCUUCCACAUGGAGGACGGACAGCCGUACUGUGAAAUGGACUACUACAAACUGUUUGGCGCCAACUGUCACGGCUGCGACUUCCCCAUCGAGGCAGGCGACAAGUUCUUGGAUGCUCUGGGAUUCACCUGGCAUGACACCUGCUUCGUGUGCACGGUGUGCACCGUCAAUCUGGAAGGACAACCCUUCUUCUCCAAGAAAGACAAGCCUUUGUGCAAGAAACACGCCAACGUUGUCAACGUCUGACCCACUCCCACACCCCACUAUGACCCACUCCCACACCCAACUAUGACCCACUCCCACACCCCACAAUGACCCACUCCCACACCCCACAAUGACCCACUACCACACCCCACAAUGACCCACUACCACACCACACUAUGACCCACUCCCACACCCCAAAAUGACCCACUACCACACCCCACAAUGACCCACUCCCACACCCCACAAUGACCCACUCCCACACCCGACUAUGACCCACUACCACACCCCACUAUGACCCACUCCCACACCCGACUAUGACCCACUCCCACACCCCACAAUGACCCACUACCACACCCCACCAUGACCCACUCCCACACCCCACAAUGACCCACUACCACACCCCACUAUGACCCACUCCCACACCCCAAAAUGACCCACUCCCACACCCCAAAAUGACCCACUCCCACAUCCCACAAUGACCCACUACCACACCCCACUAUGACCCACUCCCACACCCCACAAUGACCCACUACCACACCCCACAAUGACCCACUCCCACACUCCACAAUGACCCACUACCACACCCCACUAUGACCCACUCCCACACCCCACAAUGACCCACUACCACACCCCACAAUGACCCACUACCACACCCCACAAUGACCCCACAAUGACCCACUACCACACCCCACAAUGACCCACUCCCACACCCCACAAUGACCCACUACCCACAACCCACAAUGACCCACUCCCACACCCCACAAUGACCCACUCCCACACCCCACAAUGACCCACUCCCACACCCCACAAUGACCCACUACCACACCCCACAAUGACCCACUACCACACCCCUCAAUGACCCACUCCCACACCCCACUAUGACCCACUCCCACACCCCACUAUGACCCACUCCCACACUCCACAAUGACCCACUACCACACCCCACAAUGACCCACUCCCACACCCCACAAUGACCCACUCCCACACCCCACAAUGACCCACUACCACACCCCACAAUGACCCACUACCACACCCCACAAUGACCCACUACCACACCCCACAAUGACCCACUCCCACACCCCACAAUGACCCACUCCCACACCCCACAAUGACCCACUACCACACCCCACUAUGACCCACUCCCACACCCCACUAUGACCCACUACCACACCCCACAAUGACCCACUCCCACACCCCACAAUGACCCACUCCCACACCCCACAAUGACCCACUACCACAUCCCUCAAUGACCCACUCCCACACCCCAAAAUGACCCACUCCCACACCCCACAAUGACCCACUACCACACCCCACUAUGACCCACUCCCACACCCCACUAUGACCCACUACCACACCCCACUAUGACCCACUACCACACCCCACAAUGACCCACUCCCACACCCCACAAUGACCCACUACCACACCCCACAAUGACCCACUACCACACCCCACAAUGACCCACUCCCACACCCCACAAUGACCCACUCCCACACCCCUCAAUGACCCACUACCACACCCCUCAAUGACCCACUCCCACACCCCUCAAUGACCCACUACCACACCCCUCAAUGACCCACUACCACACCCCAAAAUGACCCACUCCCACACCCCACAAUGACCCACUACCACACCCCUCAAUGACCCACUCCCACACCCCACAAUGACCCACUACCACACCCCACAAUGACCCACUACCACACCCCUCAAUGACCCACUCCCACACCCCACAAUGACCCAGUCCCACACCCCACAAUGACCUACUCCCACACCCCACAAUGACCCACUCCCACACCCCACAAUGACCCACUCCCACACCCCUCAAUGACCCACUCCCACACCACACAAUGACCCACUCCCACACCCCACAAUGACCCACUACCACACCCCACUAUGACCCACUCCCACACCCCACAAUGACCCACUCCCACACCCCACAAUGACCCACUCCCACACCCCACAAUGACCCACUACCACACCCCACAAUGACCCACUACCACACCCCACUAUGACCCACUCCCACACCCCACAAUGACCCACUACCACACCCCUCAAUGACCCACUCCCACACCCCACAAUGACCCACUCCCACACCCCACAAUGACCCACUCCCACACCCCUCAAUGACCCACUACCACACCCCACAAUGACCCACUCCCACACCCCACAAUGACCCACUCCCACACCCCACAAUGACCCACUACCACACCCCACUACGACCCACUACCACACCCCACAAUGACCCACUACCACAUCCCACAAUGACCCACUCCCACAAUACAACAAACUUAAUCCUAUAAACAAUAUAUAUUCAUAACGUGCUGAAUAUUGAAAUGUACUUUACUUAUAUCAUGUGUGUGUGUGUGUUUUUGUUGAAUAAUAACGGGUCCAUUUGGUUUUUUUGUGUGUUUUUUUUUUUUUCACCUUUUCCCCCUAAAGUGCAAUUUUUUAGUAGUUUUUUUUUACAGUAACUCCAGCAGAACUUGUAAAAACAACACAUUUGGAUUUUAGUACUCUUGUAUUUAAAUUAAAAAGAAGUGGGAGCAAACAUACACACAUCAGAUAUUUAUAAUAAUAUUUGUAUUAUUCCUAUUGUAAUAUCCGUAUUUUUAUUUUAAUCAAUUAGUAAUUAGUAUUGCAGCGUCCCUCCCCCACCUGUUAGUGAUUAGAAUAUGUCAAAAGUCAACACUUAUUCUGCAUUUGUCACAAUCAUAACUUCUUCUUCUACUGUACCUCUUUUCCUAUGGAUUUGCUCUUUCUGACAAUGAUGGUUUGUUAUAACAUAAAAAGUUCUAAUAUA